GUUGUGAUAUACUAACGAAUUGAUGAGUUUACAAACAGAAAAAUCGAAAGCACCGUAAUUGCAUACAAGUCAAUAAAGGCUAAAGAAAAGCCGCUCAAUGCAUUUUUUCAUUAAAAACUAAACUUUUUAAACGCAACUUGAAAUGUGCACAUUAUUAAGUAUGUGGUGUUCUAUAAAGAUGUUUGUUGCAAAUAAAAAUAAACAAUAACCUUGAUACAAUGUUAAAUAGACGUCACAAAAACAUGCAUUUAUAACGACGACAACAAUAAAAAUAAAAGCGGUCUUUUACCUUAAAUGUAAAAAUAAAAUUUUUGGAACAUAGAAAUUCGAAAAAGUGAUGACAAAUAAUUUACAAAAACAAAUACAAUAUUCAAAAUAGUAUAUUGUCCAAUCAAAAUUUUGUAUGAAAUACGUAGGAAAAUAUAGGAAACAACAGUAUUUGUUAAUGGUUUAUAAUAAAAUCAUAAUCCUAUUAUAAAAAUAAUUUCUAGCCUUGAAACAAUAGUUAUUUGUACUUGGCGUGGCGUGUCUGGCAUUUAUUUGUUUCGUAAGUGCGCUUGGGAGGAUAGUGAUUGAUUGAGUGUGAGUAGUUUUCUGUGUGCAAUGGAUAAAAGGAGUUAGUUGUGCUGUAAACGAAACACAACUCGAAUAUAGUAAUAGUCAAAAAGGAGAAAAAUAAUAAAAAAGAAAUGAAUAAAACUCGAAAAAUAACUUCAUCAUACACAUAAAUGAAAUAGAACAAAAAAUAUAUUUAUAACGUAUCACUUGGUAGUUGUGUUGUUAUCUUAAAAUAAAAGUAUAAAAAAAUACAAUCACUAUUGAAAUAUUUUAUAAAUCAUCAAACACAAAGCAUUUAUAAUAAUAGUAAAAAACAUACACACAAAAAUACAAAGCUAACAAUUAUGACGGAUGAAUGCAUAUCGACUGUAGAGUACAUAACAAGUGCUACAUUAAAAAUGAACAAUACCCCGCAACAACAACAUGAUGUUUACGACGGGGUUGAUGAAGACGAUACCGUUGGUAGCCACGGAAUUGGCGUAAGAAACAGCAUCGAUAGACCUGAUGCAUUAGGUAUGGGCUGUGAGGAAGGUUCUAAUAAUGUAGUGCAUUCAACAAAUGGCAAAACUGUCUCAGUUUCUGAACUAAAGUGUAUGGUGGCUCGUAUGCCAACCGAACGCAAUGCUGUGGAGUACAAUAUGAACCAUAAAAAACGUGGCUUAGCGUUAAUCUUUAAUCAUGAAUUUUUUGAUAUACCAUCAUUGGAGAACCGUAAAGGCACUAAUGUUGAUUGUGAGAAACUAAAGAAGACAUUUAAAAGUCUAGAUUUUGAAGUAUCAACAUAUAAGGAUUGUAAAUUGCGAGAAUUUCUGGAACAUAUCGACAAGGCUGCUUCACAGGAUCAUAGGGAACACGAUUGUAUUGCAAUUGCAAUACUAACUCAUGGUGAACAGGGCUACUUAUACGCCAAAGAUGUCAUGUACAAAUUAGAUACCAUUUGGCAUUAUUUCUCCGCCAGAGAUUGUCCAACGUUAGCGGGCAAACCAAAAUUGUUUUUUAUACAAGCCUGCCGUGGUGAUCGUUUGGAUCCCGGCAUUAAGCUACAAAAGACUGAAACAGAUGGUGAAACAUCAUCCGAAAUGACUUAUCGUAUACCAGUACAUGCUGAUUUCCUAAUAUCCUACUCAACAAUACCAGGUUUCUAUUCCUGGCGCAAUACUACAAAUGGUUCGUGGUUCAUACAGUCUCUCGUCGAGGAGUUGAGCAAUAAUGGCAAAACCUAUGAUUUACUUACACUGCUAACAUUUGUUAAUCGUCGUGUGGCUAUGGAUUAUGAAUCGUGCGUACCAUCUCGUCCCAUAAUGGACCAACAAAAGCAAAUACCGUGCAUUACAUCAAUGUUAACACGCAUUUUACGUUUCACUGAUAAACCUAAACAAAAUUAAAGUUUCAAAUACUAUUUUUGAAACUUAAAAAUUAUUCAAAUAUAACAACAAACAACAAUGUGUCAUACAAAUUGCGUACAAAUUUACAACAAACGAAAAAAACACACAGUUUUUUUAGAAAUUCUCUUACAACACAAUUGUUAAAUUAAUUUUUUUUUUUAAAUUUAAGAAUUAGAACAAAAUUUUAUUUGAAACAAAAAAAAAAAUAAAUUGCAUUAAUCUUUUGAAAAUUCUAUAAUUUAAUACAAUUUUGUAUUUGCAAACUUUUUUGAAUAUCAUAUUUCAUUCAUUUUGCUUAAACUAUGUAAGUUUAAUUUAGUAUUAACUUGGAACUGAAUUUUUAUAGUGCUACUAUUGUUAUUUUCAAUUUCUGUACUUGCCAUUACACAAACAAGUUCAUCAAACUUUAUUUAAAUGUAUUUUUGGUACAUUUUAUUUAUAUACUUACAACAAUGUGUGUAAGUCUACAAAGUAAUAAUUUUUCUAGAAUUUUUUUUUUAAGAAUUAUUAAAUUAUUGUUCAUAUUUUUUAUUAUGAAAAAAAAAACACAUAAUAAUAAUUUCCUGCCUUCCACAAUGGUUGCCAUUUAUUAAUAUUUAAGUUCUGUUAGCUUAAUCCAUUUAACAUUUUCUUAAAUUUAAAACAUUAAAAAAAUAUAUGAAUUCAAAAACUAAACAAA
Calliphora vicina (urban bluebottle blowfly) is the source of this 2622-nucleotide messenger RNA. Its product is annotated as caspase-1-like. The transcript is spliced from 4 exons. Gene Ontology annotation, cellular component: cytoplasm. Gene Ontology annotation, biological process: apoptotic process; positive regulation of neuron apoptotic process; proteolysis. The record is from RefSeq and is a predicted model, not a curated record. The coding region runs from base 903 to 1943 and encodes 346 amino acids. Lineage: Eukaryota; Metazoa; Arthropoda; Insecta; Diptera; Calliphoridae.